UGGAAAUCAGCUGUUCUCCAAAUCAAUCUCCAAGCAUACACGUCUUGAUGCACGUAGAUGGUCAAUGUUGUCUAACAUUCACUUUCAGAGCUCAUGCGUCAUCGCCAUUGAUAUUCCUUUCUCGUGCAAGUGGAUUGAUUUUUUUGGCAUUAUAUACGCUUCAUUGGGCGUAAGUGAUUGUGAACGUGACAUACGUAUUUCAUAUGUAUUUCAAGCAUGUCCUCCACCGGUUAUCAUCAAUGACGAUUCUAGCUUGAUGUUUUAUUUGCAAAUUAAAAGCAUUCAAUCGGACUUCAAUAAGCUUCCUCUGUGUGUAGAGUUUGUUCAACCGUUUCAAGGAUGUACUGAAAGUGUGCCAAACACGGUUAAUUACUCCAUUUUAGAUGAUGAAGUUUUGGAUGUCUUGGAGGAUUCUGAAUUAUUGGCAUCAGCAGAUGAACAAACAAUGCACUCUAGUGAUGUUUUUUGUCCCUCAUCCAGCAUUGAGUACUCUGAUUUAGGCCCUUUGUCUUUUGAUGAAGAUGUUAACAAUGAUGAUUUAACAUCUUCAUUUGAGGUUCCUUUCAUAUCUUUUGUCCCCCACUUUGACCCCACCCAUCUUGAUCUGGACGCAAUAUAUAAAAACAAGAAGGAGUUUAGUUUUAAUUUGAAGGUGUAUGCAAUUACUAAUUUUUUCCAAUACUGAACAAAGUCAUCGGCUCCUAAGGUGUUACAUGUCAUUUGUUUGGAUCCUGAUUGUCAUUGGCUGUUCGGGGAGUGCGUUUGGAUGAAAGUGGCUUGUUUCAAGUGCGUGGAUUAGUUGUUUUUGUAUCUUUGCUAAUGAUUUGAUAACGAUCAUACUUGUUCCAUUGAUAUUAGACAAGCUAAUAGUCGUCAGGCGUCUUCCUCUCUUAUUGCUGAACUCAUCAAGCAUGAAUAUGAUGACUUGUCUAAAAGAGCUUACACACCUCAGUCAAUCAUUACAGAUAUGCGAAGAUUCCAUGGAAUUGUGAUGUCAUAUAAAAAGGCUUGGUUUGCAAGGGAAAUUGCAUUGCAAUUGUCUCGGGGAUCUGAAAAGGAGUCAUACUGUGACACC
Cuscuta europaea is the source of this 1075-nucleotide messenger RNA. The record is from the annotation of a GenBank genome assembly. NCBI's taxonomy places the organism in Eukaryota, Viridiplantae, Streptophyta, Magnoliopsida, Solanales, Convolvulaceae.